AUGACUAGAGACGACUCUCGAGAUGGAGAUCGUAUUAUUUUGACGACCUAUCCAGGUCAGAGCGUUGUUAAUCCGAUCCCUUUAGAAUGGGGCAAGAUGGAUCCUCAGGAGCGAGGCCCUGUUCUAGUUUCCCGGAAUAAGAAGACCAUCACUCACCGGAAUGCAAUCGGAGCACACGGUGGAAGCUAUUCGAUAUAUAAUGCACUGGCGAUUGCUGCUGGUGACCUUCCCCCCAAUUUCAAGCCGAGUUUCGAGAAUACUGAGCCGAUCUUUGAUUUUCCCCCGCAAGCUGCUUGGGGAGAUAAGAAGAAGAUCGUCGCUAUGGAUCCAUAUGGCCAUGACACGGUAAAGCACUUCAAGAAGCACCUCGAUGAUGGCCUGGAUGUGCGACCAACCAUUGCCGUGACGCGAGCCACUAUGCGUCUAGCCGAGAUCACCGACUCUAUCCGCGAAGGCCGAUUGCAGGUUGAUGGCGACAUUGUCAUCAGCAAGGAGGGCGAUGUCCGCGUAACCAAAGCAGCUGUUGAGCCUGUCUGGUACCUCCCUGGUGUCGCUGAACGAUUCGGAAUCGACGAAGGCACCCUUAGACGCACCCUCUUUGAGCAGUGUGGUGGAAGUUUCCCUGAAUUAAUCACUCGCCCGGACAUCAAAGUCUUUUUGCCUCCUAUCGGCGGUCUGACUGUUUACAUCUUUGGUUCUCCCGAAAAAGUAUCAGAUCCGAAUGUGAAGCUUGCCCUCCGCAUUCACGAUGAGUGCAACGGGUCGGAUGUUUUCCAAUCCGAUAUCUGCACAUGUCGACCCUACCUGGCUUUUGGAAUUGAAGAGGCCAUUAAGGAGGCUCAAAACGGGGGGUCUGGUCUUGCCAUCUAUUUCCGAAAAGAAGGACGUGCUCUUGGCGAGGUUGUCAAGUAUUUGGUUUACAACGCUCGCAAGCGUGGUGGUGACACUGCCGAUAAGUACUUUGCCCGUACUGAGAACAUUGCGGGUGUAAGAGAUAUGCGCUUCCAAGCUCUCAUGCCCGACAUUCUUCACUGGCUGGGUAUCAAGAAGAUUGACCGCAUGCUCUCCAUGUCCAACAUGAAGUACGACGCAAUCGUGAAUUCAGGAAUUCCCAUCUUGGAGAGAAUUCCUAUUCCAGACCACAUGAUUCCCUCCGAUUCUCGGGUUGAGAUUGACGCCAAGAUCAACGCUGGUUAUUUCACUACCGGCAAGACAUACACGGAUGAGGAACUUGCACAGGUCAAGGGUCGGGGAUGGCAAAAUUGGGAAGAUGUUGCUCAUUAA
Molecule: messenger RNA, 1284 nt
Organism: Penicillium odoratum
Lineage: Eukaryota; Fungi; Ascomycota; Eurotiomycetes; Eurotiales; Aspergillaceae
Exons: 4
Coding region: 1-1284 (427 amino acids)
Biological process (GO): riboflavin biosynthetic process
Molecular function (GO): GTP cyclohydrolase II activity
Source: RefSeq, a predicted model, not a curated record